Neurospora tetraspora is the source of this 1784-nucleotide messenger RNA. RefSeq lists its product as uncharacterized. The transcript is spliced from 3 exons. The record is from RefSeq and is a predicted model, not a curated record. Lineage: Eukaryota; Fungi; Ascomycota; Sordariomycetes; Sordariales; Sordariaceae. Bases 261 to 1784 code for a protein of 507 amino acids.
CUGGAGCAUGACCGGGACAUGGCACACUGACCCCUCGGCUUUCUGUGUUCCACAAGCUCCCCCACCAACAUCAACUGUCUCCAUCACUCAUCAACUGUACCACCACAAUCUUCACUCAACACAGUCCCUGGCACGGAAUUCGUGACACGAGGAUGGCCAGCAACUGGUCAGACUUCACCGUGUAAUGCACACAUAACCAUCUUGGCAAAUGCCGGAUAGCAAACCACAAACAUUUCCUGAAUCCAGUUGACCCUUUCACUAUGCGGCUGGGUCCUCUGACAUCACAGGCCCUUGGCCGCUCUCCCUACGAUGAGGUGGCUGAGGGCACUGGUGAGCCUCAACCCGGGGCACCAGAGCAGUUGUAUGAUGAUCGAGGACGGCCAGUGAACCCGGAGACACGGCGCAUUAACAGAGACAUCAUCCGCUCUCACAACGAGGUUAUGCUGGUCAUUGGCGUUGCGGAACCGGACAGUGGCAUUAAUGAGGCCCAGGCUCUAUACGAUGCGGCCACUAAGCAUCAGUACUACGAAGAUGGAAUCGGCAGGAAGCUGUUCCUCACUGGCGAGGUGUUGGCCACCGUCGGUGUCUGGGGAGUCAACGGCCUGAGGCAGCGCAUCUUGCUGUACAAGGACUCUGCCCACGUCCCGUUCUCUCGCCUAUUCUACUUCCACAGAAGCCAGCAGUCAUGGGGAGAGUAUAUCUGGGCUGGGCUACCGUCCUAUGUCCUAAGCGAUAGUUUUGCUGGAUUCGACAUGCCAGAAUACCCCUGGGUCAAGUACGUGUUCGCAUGGGUCAACUUGCACCUAGACAUCUUUGUCUUCAUGCAACGAACCGGCCUAGUCAACACUUCGAGAUGGGUUCCUACCCUAGGCUUCUUCAUUCCCGGCUGCUAUGACUCUCCAAUCUUCCUACCAAAGCUCCCAUCCUCGUUUACCCCUGGAAGCAUCAUCAGCUGGCUCGGCGCCCUCGUCGCCGGUGUCGCCCCUUUUGCCGGCUACUGGUUCUUCUCAAAGACAUACGCCAGGCUCGUCUGGUCACUUAGGCGGAAGAUCCAGAGACGCUUGCCCAAACCCAUCAACUUCAGCAGGAGGAGGACCCUUAAGGAGGUAGUCCCCUAUUUACAGCCGCCUAGUGGAACAUACAACCCACCUACUCCCACACCAGAAGAGCAACAACCUCAACAGCAGCAACGACAGGAAAUCCAACCACGAACACCGACACCAACACAACAGCAGCAACAACAGGCCGCAAGCGCAAACGCAAUCGAAGCAGGCUGGGAAAUGGUCCACGCCCCCUCCGACACCCUUCCAACCAACGACGCCCUCCCCACCGGUCCUCCCCCCGACGGCACCCUGCGCCGACAAAGCACCAUCUCCGUCAGUGGUCCCGGCCCCGGCACUCCCGGCAACAGCCAAUCCCAAUCCCAAUCCCAAUCCCAAUCCCAGUCUCAAUCCCCAGCAGCAACAGCCGACGAAGCCCCCUUCCUCAGCGACGACGACGAAGAAACCGAGCACGUCAACCCGACCCUAAUCACCUUCGACGUCGACACCAGCGACUCCGCCACCAGCGACUCGGCUCCGAUCCCCCCGGGAGCAGCGGUCUGGGCCGCCGAGUUGAGGCCUAACGUGCCUGACAACUCUUCUGGCUCGAACCGGAACUCGCAACAGACAGUUACCAAUAAUAGCACAACCCUAGGCUUGGACGCCCCCCUCUACAGAGACAACGGCCUCACCCGCCUGCCGCACGUCCUCGCUGCGGGAGCGUUGGGACUAUGCUUGGUCUGA